GUGUGUGUGGAAAGGCAGAAGAUAUUAAACAAGAAGAAGGAGAAGAUCUGAAUAUAUGCUUAAACAGCUAAUUCCAUGGCAGCUGCUUCGUCUUCACUUGCUUCUGCACUUAAAAGACUUCAAGGAAAAGUAGCUCUUAUAACCGGAGGAGCUUGCGGGAUAGGAGAAUACUCAGCUAAACUCUUUGCCAAACAUGGAGCUAAAGUUGUAAUAGCAGACAUCCAAGAUGAUCUUGCCCAUUCAGUCGUCACUGCCAUCGGCCACUCCGAUUCGACAUUCAUCCAUUGCGACGUAUCUAAUGAGGACCACAUCAAGAAUGCAGUGGAUACAGCAAUUUCCAAAUAUGGAAAGCUAGACAUAAUGUUCAACAAUGCCGCCAUUGGCAAUCCCGAGCCCCGGAUAAUUGACAACGACAAAGCAGACUUCGAGCGUGUCAUGAGAGUUAAUGUCACAGGUGUCUUCCUAGGGAUGAAGCACGCAGCCCGCGUGAUGAUCCCGACACGUAGUGGUUCCAUCAUUACUACUGCCAGCGCCGUAUCGCGUGUUGCGGGUGCUUCCACACAUGCAUACACGUGCUCAAAACACGGGGUUGUGGGGCUUACAAAAAAUGUCGCAAUUGAGCUCGGAGAAUUCGGAAUUAGGGUGAAUUGUAUAUCGCCGUUUGGAGUUGCUACGCCGUCGGUGAUGAAAUAUAUGAGGAUUGACAAUAAACAAGCCUUAGAGGAGUUUUUUAGCUCCAAAGGAAAUCUCAAAGGGGCGAUUUUGAAUGAAGAAGAUGUAGCCAAUGCUGCACUAUUUUUGGCGAGUGACGAAGCUAAGUAUAUAAGUGGAGAAAAUUUAUUUAUUGAUGGGGGUUUUACCAAUUGCAAUGCUUCAAUGCAAAUUUUCGAACACGGGGAGUUUUGAUAUUAUUUUUUGUUUUUCUAUUUUAUAAACUCAAAGGUACAUAUAGUUGCAUUUGUAAUUUCUUUCGUCUCUCUUCAUUUUAUGAAUAUUGCAUGCAUAUUUGAUCAAGUUAAGGUUUUAUUUUAGUUGAAUAUCACACUAGAGCUAGGUUU
Molecule: messenger RNA, 1058 nt
Organism: Andrographis paniculata
Lineage: Eukaryota; Viridiplantae; Streptophyta; Magnoliopsida; Lamiales; Acanthaceae
Product: secoisolariciresinol dehydrogenase-like
Exons: 2
Coding region: 76-906 (276 amino acids)
Molecular function (GO): oxidoreductase activity, acting on the CH-OH group of donors, NAD or NADP as acceptor
Source: RefSeq, a predicted model, not a curated record